Molecule: messenger RNA, 259 nt
Organism: Pneumocystis carinii B80
Lineage: Eukaryota; Fungi; Ascomycota; Pneumocystomycetes; Pneumocystales; Pneumocystaceae
Product: 60S ribosomal protein L29
Exons: 4
Coding region: 25-213 (62 amino acids)
Biological process (GO): cytoplasmic translation
Cellular component (GO): ribosome; cytosolic large ribosomal subunit
Molecular function (GO): structural constituent of ribosome
Source: RefSeq, a predicted model, not a curated record
AAAAAAUAUUAUAUUAUAAAAAGUAUGGCGAAAUCAAAAAAUCAUACAAAUCAUAAUCAAACCAGAAAAGCACAUAGAAAUGGUAUUCGUCGUCCAAAAACUGGACGUUUUUUGUCUUUGAAAUAUGUGGAUCCGAAGUUUGCAUUAAAUAGAAAAUAUGCCAUACGUGGAACGUUUAAGGCAUUGAAAGAAAAUAGAACAAAGUGUCUUUAAUAUGAUUUUUGAAUAAAGGUUUAUUUAUGUGUAAUUACUAUAAAUU